This is a messenger RNA of Durusdinium trenchii, 1080 nucleotides long. The record is from the annotation of a GenBank genome assembly. NCBI's taxonomy places the organism in Eukaryota, Dinophyceae, Suessiales, Symbiodiniaceae.
AGGAUGGCUCCGCCUUCUGAUAGCGAACCUGAAGCUCAACCCUUUUGAGCGAAGGAGAUGGCGCUGGACUGUUUAUGUCUUCCGAAACUGGUUGACCCAGUGGACAGCUUCCUAUGCUGCCUUUCUUUGGACACUGGAGUGAAGUUGCUGAUGUGGCCACACCUGGUUUUGCUGAUGUACACUGUGGCGACGGCUAUUGAGAAUCUCAUUGGGCAGGACAAUGGCACUCCAGGCACUUCCCAGAUGUUUGAGACAAUUUGGUCUUUGAUUGGUAUCCCAGUGAUUUUAGCCGGUCUUUGGGGCGUGUACCACCGCAUCGAACCACAUGUACGCUUAUACUGGUACUACCUUGUGCUUAGCUUUGCUAUCGAUUUGGUCUUCAUUGUGGACCUCUUCAUUCUCCAAGAUGCAUGCGUGCACUUGAAACUCGAAGAAGCAGCACAAGGUGGCCAAGCAUUUGCUUGUGGCGUAGCUCGGAGCAUUAGCAGCACCGCCGCUGUCGUAUCGACCAUCGUGGCCUUGUACCUGAUCUACGUCGUUUGGUCUUGGUGUGAGGAUGCAGAUGGAAGCACUGCGGCUGAUGCUGUUGCAGCACUCUUGGACAUAGCGGAUGGCAGAGCCUUGGGCAAGAAACGGUACUUUGGGCUUGAGGGGCCGGAUGUGAUUGGACCCAGCAUGGAUGCAACAGCUUCGAUCUUCAGUGGGGCUUCCAUCUUCUAUGGCUCUGUGAGCAGCGCUGUCAUUGGUGAGGCCAAAGCAGUUGGCGAGUUUGUUGGGACUUCAAUCGAUGACAUUGAGACUUACGCGAUUGGCCGGGCUUGACUUCCGAAAGCUUUCGGGCCAGAGGCGGAUGAGGCGGAGUUGAUCUGCUUUGACAGACGACCUUCGACAUCAAGCUUUGGCUCAGAUAAAGAUUGGUUUUCUUCGACAUCGCGGAUUGCUCUUUGAACCGACUUGAGGAUGUGCAUGCAGAAGUGCUGGAGAAAAGGAUUUACAGCGAUGCAGAGGUGUUUGUGAUUCACUCCAGGCUCGCCAUUAGAGCCCAAUAGAAGCACUCAAGAGAUGAUUGAAUAUGCCGAC